GCUCCCCCCACCAUUUCCCUUUUCGGUUCGAUUUCUCUCCUUCUCUCUCUCUCUCUCCCUUGUAGUUUUGGGGACGCAUCAAAAUCCCCAAUUCCCUCGCUUACCACCACCACCUCUGCGAAAGCCUCUUCCGAAUCGAGAGAAGGGAUCCUUGUUCGGAUCAUCGUUCUUGGUCCUCCAUGGAACGAGGCCCUCUUCUUCCCCACGAGAUCGACGAAAAUGGAGGCGACGCAGGAAAUUUGCGUCGGAAGGCGAUAGUGGCGGCAGGGGCGAUUACGAGGAAGAGGCUAUCGGACAUUACGAACACGGGGAGGAGGCUCGAAAGUGUCGGCGAGGACGAUGACAAAGAAAACCCUAAGAUCGCGCCUUGCGCCGGCGCAAAGGACUACGUUGAGCUGAUGAAGGAAAAUACCGCUCUCAUGAAGCUUCUCGCGGAACGAAAUAAGAUUAUAGAAGCAAGCAAUGUUGAGCUGCGGAAGCUUCGGUUCGCGUUCCAGAAAGCGAAACAACAGAAUUGGCAGCUCGCGCAAGCUAACACUCAGAUGUUAAUGGAACUCAACUUAGGGAAAGAUAGACUCAAAACAUUGCAACAUGAACUGGCGUGCACGACAGCAGUCCUUAGAUUGAAGACUCUAGAACUCGAGGAGAAGAACAAGGUGAACAGGCAACCGUCUGAGAGCGUCUGCUUUGAGGUUUCGGCAAAACUGGCACAUUUGAAAGAUUCUGAUGUUGCAGCAGGCGCAUCUCAUCUAGACGGUAGCAAGUACUUCAAUCCAGAUAGGAAUUGCAUUGGAGAAACUCAAUCUUCAUUACCUAUGGCCAUAACCCAUCAAGAAGAAGCACGAGAAGAAAAAAAAGAUAGAAGGAAGUCUUUGAGAAGGAGGUCCUGCAGUUUGAAAUCUGAGUCAUGUGAAUCUAUGGAGGACUCCUUUAAGAUGGAGGAUUCCAUAAUUCCAGAUUGCUCAAUAAUUGGCGAGCCCUUAAAUGAAGGAAGAAGAAAGUCUUUAAGAAGCAGAUCGAGUAAAUUGAAAUCCGAAUCACACGAGUCGAUGGAGGACUCGUUCAAGAUAGAGGACACCGAGGUUUCGUCUUGCUCUCUUUUCGUGGAGCCUCUGCGAAAAGAUAAUCAUACUCAGCUGGACUCUGCAACUCCCUCCUGUUCAAAUACAAUCAUUGAGCAAGGAAAGAGUGAAGAUCAAAAGGACGCGAAUGAGUCCUCAAAAUUACUUGAAGGGGCCCGGAGAUCUUUAUCUGGAAGGCCCUUGCGCAGGGCCGCCGAGAAGGUCAGCUCUUACAAGGAAAUGUCUCUGAAAAAGAAAAUGCGGCGAGUUGUGUAAGAGGGCUCAACCUACUACUGCUUGUAAUCUUUCAGCUGUGCGACAACUGUGAUCUGGUUGUUUCAUGUAGCUUGUAAUUUCCACUUGCUUUUCUUUUUUGUACCUUUUCUGUAGACUGGCGUUAAAGCUAACUUUUCGAUGCAGCUAAAUAUUACUAACUGAUUUCUCCA
Ananas comosus (pineapple) is the source of this 1507-nucleotide messenger RNA. RefSeq names its product shugoshin-1-like. The coding region runs from base 180 to 1337 and encodes 385 amino acids. The record is from RefSeq and is a predicted model, not a curated record. Gene Ontology annotation, cellular component: chromosome, centromeric region; nucleus. Lineage: Eukaryota; Viridiplantae; Streptophyta; Magnoliopsida; Poales; Bromeliaceae. The transcript is spliced from 11 exons. Gene Ontology annotation, biological process: maintenance of meiotic sister chromatid cohesion; meiotic sister chromatid segregation.